UUACAAACAUUUCUAUUUAAUAACAAUUGCAGUCUUCCCUAAUACCAGCCUAAAAUCGGUGUCCAAUGCAGAAAUAGAUUGUUACAUCGAUGUUGCGUGAAUAGCGUCAAGAUGGUUGCACGCGAAUAUUUUUCGCUUAGGCCUGAGUCAACCUUGAAAUAAAGUGCUAAUACAUUCCAACAACACCCUGGAAUGGAUCCACAGCAGCAGUUUUGUCUAAAGUGGAACAGUUUUGGUAGCAAUUUAGUGUCUGCUUUCGACAACCUCUUCAAGUCGGAAAGCUUAACAGAUGUCACACUAUUUUGUGAAGGUGUAACAUUCAAGGCCCACAAGAUCAUCCUAGCGGCGUGCAGCAAGCACUUCCAGGACCUGUUUGAGGCAGCUCCGCACUGUCCCAGUGUCCUGGUAAUUCUUGAUGGCACGUCGUCUACCAACAUGUCGGCACUGCUGGAGUUCAUGUACAAAGGAGAAGUGCACGUUAAGCACGAGAGCCUCUCCAGCUUUCUCAAGGCUGCCGAAUGUUUACAGGUAAAAGGCCUUUCCAUUGAGCAUGAAAAAAUGGCUGAGGCUCAAGGAGAAGUUGACUUUGAGUCCAGGAUUGAUUCUCCCUCACGUAAUACCAAACAGAGCAAGACAAGUACAACGGAAACGCCAAAUGUUAAAGAGUCAAGCGAAGACUGCCCUCCUACCUCUAUGCACCCCCCUUCCACCUCCUCUUACACUCCCGUGAUGUCCCCCCACACAUACAUGCACCAUUACAUGCAGAUGCAGUACGACUCCCGUGGCAGCUCCCAGGGCCCCACUUCAUCACCCUACGAUGCCCCUCCCAGGAAACGUCCUCACCGUUCCCCUAGUGACUCAUCUAUCCGAGCCUCCGUGCUCAGGGAUGGCAGUAAGCCAGAGCGAGCCUCCCCUCUCUCCUUGACCUACUCCCGUUCCAAUACCCCCCCUCAUUCUGAGUACGCCUCUAGACAUCCCCCAUCCCCGGCAGCCUCUCGCUACGAGAUGAGUGGAGACAAUACCACCACUGUUACACCUUCAUCCGCUACUGCCACUCCGGCAGUUCCCUUUGACAGAUCUGCUGCUGUGGAAUCAGACACUCCCGCCGAUGCCUGGAACUCCUCCUCCAGUUGUCCUGAAGGUCCGGAGCGAGAACGUGUGAGACUACGGACCGAUAUGGCAACGCUGCAACUGCGGCGCUUUGCAAUUGGUCGCCGGUCAACACCUAUCUCUUAUUUACGGGUAAAACAAGAAUCACCGGCAACUGAAGAGAGAAGGGUUAAGACAGAGUGGGGCGGUUAUAGUAAUGAGGGGAAUGCCGAGCCACCCACCCCGGAGCGUUUACCGGCCAACAUGUGGCCCAUUAACUCAGGGACAAGUACAAAGAUAGUACCCUCUCACAAGGGUUCCACUGCCACCACUACUCCAGAUGGUAAGAAAUUACAAUGUCCAUUUUGUGAGCGCUUAUAUGGAUACGAGACGAAUCUUCGAGCGCAUAUCAGACAACGUCAUCAAGGGAUACGAGUGCCGUGUCCGUUCUGUUCGCGCGCACGUUCACACGUAACAACACGGUGAGACGACACAUUGCGCGCGAACACAAGACGGAGCUGAGUCCGUUCCAGCAGACGGAUCUGACACCGUUCCCUCAGACGGACCUCACCCCGUUCCAGCAAGCAACUCAGGUCCAGAACCACAACCAGUAGCCACCCGACACAAUAUACCUCAUUUGAUCUUCUUUUUCUAUUGCAUAUUUAAAAUAGUUAUAUUAUAUAUACAGAUGCAUUA
This is a messenger RNA of Homalodisca vitripennis (glassy-winged sharpshooter), 1785 nucleotides long. RefSeq names its product zinc finger protein chinmo-like. Gene Ontology annotation, molecular function: protein binding. Gene Ontology annotation, biological process: regulation of transcription by RNA polymerase II. Lineage: Eukaryota; Metazoa; Arthropoda; Insecta; Hemiptera; Cicadellidae. Gene Ontology annotation, cellular component: nucleus. The coding region runs from base 193 to 1575 and encodes 460 amino acids. The transcript has 7 exons. The record is from RefSeq and is a predicted model, not a curated record.